UCUGUAUAGUAGUCUGUGCACUGGGGCACUCCUAGCCGUCUACGCUCAAGCCCGGUAAUUGCAAUCAGCCCCGGGAAACCAUGGCCGAACAGGCCUCGGGAUCGUCCCGGUCGUCUCAGGAUGACGCGGUCCUUCAGCAGCGCGUGGCGGAGCUGGAGCAGGAGAAGGCCGACUUCCUGAAGCUGAAGCAGCAGCUGGAGACGGAGUUCAACCAGAAGAGGGCCAAGUUCAAGGAGCUCUACCUCUCCAAAGAAGAGGAGCUGAAGCGCCAGGCGACAUCUCUGGAGGCGUCCCAGGCAGAGAUGGUGCAGGUGCAGGCCCAGCUGGCCGAGGCGCGAGCAGAGAUGGAGAACAUCAAGGAGGUGGCCACGGUGUCUGAGAGCACCAAGCAGGAGGCCAUCGACCAGGUCCGGCAGCAGUGGCAGGAGGAGGUGGCAUCCCUGCAGGCCAUCAUGAAAGACACGGUGCGGGAGUACGAGGUGGGCUUCCACCAGCGCCUGGAGCAGGAGCGCGCCCAGUGGGCACAGUACCGCGAGACGGCCGAGCGCGAGAUGGCGGAGCUGCGGCGGCGGCUCUCUGAGGGCCUGGAGGAGGAGAACCUGCAGAACGACAUGAAGAAGGCCCAGGAGGACGCGGACAAGCUGCGCUCUGUCGUCAUGCCGAUGGAGCAGGAGAUUGCGGCCCUGAAGGCCAAGCUGGCCUCCUCCGAGGAGCGCGUCAAGGAGCUGGAGGCCUCCAAGGUUAAGGAGUUGAAUCACGUGCUGGAGGCAGAGAAGUCAUGCCGCACGGACCUGGAGAUGUACGUGGCGGUGCUCAACACCCAGAAGACCGUGCUCCAGGAGGAUGCAGAGAAGAUGAGGAAAGAGCUUCAUGAAGUGUGUCACCUGUUGGAGAUGGAGCGUCAGCAGCAUAACCAGUUGAAGCACACCUGGCAGCGUGCCAACGACCAGUUCCUGGAGUCUCAGCGGCUGCUGAUGAGGGACAUGCAGCGCAUCGAGAGCGUGCUGACCUCCGAACAGCUGCGGCAGGUGGAGGAGGUGAAGAAGAGGGACCAGGAGGAGGAUGAGAAGGAGCGGAUUAGUCAGGCUACUGAAGUCAAUGAGGACGACGGGGCGGAGCACGCGGAGGCUGCCGAAGACUCCCUCAUGGGCCUGUCCAUAGAUGAGGGCCACCCCAACCACAGCAUGCACAGCUCGCUGCACUCCCUGGACGCUGACACCCCCGGGGGCCGCCCCGACGGCUCGGGCUCCAACUCGGACCUCUACAAGGACGGCAUGCGGCGGGUGCAGUCCACUGACAGCCUGGGCUCCGGCGGCAGUGCUCUACAGGUCCACUCCCUGGCCAACCACAAGGCCAAGUCGGCCAGCCAGCUGGACGAGUCGGACUUCGGGCCGCUGGUGGGCGCUGACUCCUCGUCGACGGGCGGCUUCGAGGCCUUCGAGACGGCGUCGGUCAGCUCUCUGCAGGUGCAGCAGCUGAGCGCCGGCCACUUCCUGCUGACCAAGGACCAGGAGAAGGCCAUCAAGGCCAUGACGCCCGAGCAGGAGGAGACGGCCUCCAUUCUGUCCAGCAUCUCGCACGCCCCCGACACCGCCUACCUGCCCCCCUCCGGACACCGCCUCGUCAGCGAGAGCGAGUGGAACCUCCUGCAUCAGGAGCUGAAGAAUGCGGGGAGGAAGCUGGGUCGUCGGUGUGACAUGUGCUCCAACUAUGAGAAGCAGCUGCAGGUCAUCCAGGGCCAGGAAGCCGAGACGCGUGACCAGGUGAAGAAACUGCAGAGUAUGCUGCGGCAAGCCAACGAUCAUCUGGAGCGGACGAUGGGCGAGAAACAGGAACUGGAAGACGCCAUGAAGCAGGGCAACGAGGAGACGACCGUCAAGGUGUCUGGUCUGAACCAGAAGGUGUUGGAGUGUGAGGAGCUGCUGGGCAGCCUACAGCAGGCCUUCGGCCAGGCCAAGAGGACCACGCAGGAGCAGAUGGCGGUGCUGAUGCAGUCUCGAGAGCAGGUGGCAGACGAGCUGAGCAGACUGCAGAGAGACAACGAGAGCCUGCAGGGGAAACACAGACUACACCAGGCCCUGCAGAACCAGGAGAACUUCCAGCUACCCAGCACUACUGAGGAGCUCCAGUCCCUAGUCCUGCAGUACCGCGAGGACAUGGUGUGUGUGCGCACGGCGGCGGAGCACCUGGAGGAGAAGCUGAAGGCGGAGAUCCUGUUCCUGAAGGAGCAGAUCCAGGCGGAGCAGUGCCUCAAGGAGAACCUGGAGGACACCCUGCAGCUGGAGAUCGAGGGCUGCAAAGAGGAGAUCGCCUCCUUCUCGAGCCUAAAGACGGAGCUGGAACGGGUGAAAGCGGAAAAGGAGCAGCUGGAGCGCAGCCUGGCAGAGAAGACUCAGGCACUGGAGAGCGUUCAGGGCCUCAAGAACAGCCUGGAGGAGCAGCUAAAGGAUGCACUCACCAGCAAAACGGCGCUGGAGAGCCAGGCGCUGGAUGAGAAGGACAAGGCCCAGCGGCUGCAGACGGAGCUGGACGUCAGCGAGCAGGUGCAGAGGGACUUUGUCAAGCUCUCACAGACCCUACAGGUGCAGCUGGAGCGUAUUCGGCAAGCGGACUCACUGGACCGCAUCAAGGCCAUCCUGAACGACACCAACCUCACAGACAUCAGCCAGCUCCCAGAGACAUGAUUACCACCCCCUCCCUUAUACACACACUCUUAAUACUACCCACCUAAUGCCCAUCUACCAACCCCUCGCCUCGCCGCCACCCUCACCCCUCCGCUGAAAGACCUCCCUCCUGCCACUAUGUCCACACCAGACGACGGUCUCUUUGGCAGGUGAAGGUGUGAUGUUGCAACCACCAUCUUACAACAACCCUUACCAACUUACUUUUUUUUUUUAACAAGAUACAAAACGGAAACCUAAAAUAAUGACACACGUGAACAAAAACACUAUCCUCAGUGAACAACCUAUUGUGAGAGAGAUGGAUGGACAAG
This is a messenger RNA of Engraulis encrasicolus (European anchovy), 2992 nucleotides long. RefSeq names its product rabaptin, RAB GTPase binding effector protein 1 (gene rabep1). Bases 81 to 2684 code for a protein of 867 amino acids. Gene Ontology annotation, molecular function: GTPase activator activity; growth factor activity. The record is from RefSeq and is a predicted model, not a curated record. NCBI's taxonomy places the organism in Eukaryota, Metazoa, Chordata, Actinopteri, Clupeiformes, Engraulidae. Gene Ontology annotation, biological process: endocytosis. Gene Ontology annotation, cellular component: intracellular membrane-bounded organelle. The transcript has 19 exons.